Mus musculus (house mouse) is the source of this 25877-nucleotide messenger RNA. It is a transcript of the gene Pde4d, whose product is annotated as phosphodiesterase 4D, cAMP specific. Lineage: Eukaryota; Metazoa; Chordata; Mammalia; Rodentia; Muridae. The coding region runs from base 19192 to 21252 and encodes 686 amino acids. Gene Ontology annotation, biological process: cAMP catabolic process; signal transduction. The transcript is spliced from 16 exons. Gene Ontology annotation, cellular component: centrosome; cytoskeleton; cytoplasm. Gene Ontology annotation, molecular function: 3',5'-cyclic-nucleotide phosphodiesterase activity; phosphoric diester hydrolase activity; 3',5'-cyclic-AMP phosphodiesterase activity. The record is from RefSeq and is a predicted model, not a curated record.
ACCACAGCGCCUUCUGAAGUCAUGAUGGGAGCCAGCACCAAUCCUGUCCUGCAAAGCAGAAAUUACUCAUUGCCUUCCUACUUCGGCAUUCGAAACCAGCAAUUCUGAGAUCGGGAGAAGAAGUUGCCUUGCGCUAUACAUGGUUUCUAGUCCCUCUGCCCAGGUCUUUGUCGGACACGUCUCAGCCUCAGACAGUAGCACUGCGUUAAAGUGACCACACAGGAAUAUGUUCCUAAGAAAGAAGAAAAAGCAGUAUUCAUCCCUAAAGGACAGCAUGGCACAGCGACCUGAAGUUUUCCAUUUCCCUCCUAACACUUCUUUAACAAGGAUAACAAGAAACUGUCUUUUGACUCCUUUUUGUCCACAUUCCAUAGUCCUUUCUAUGAAGAUGCAUUAAUUCAUACUCAAGACACUUGGAUCUCACCAGGACAAUACUCGCCAUCAUUUAGGAGUAGAGACUGGACUGGUUCUAUUAGUGUGUUCACUGGUAGGAGCUACAUGGAUGGACUCAUACCUGCAAUACUCUGUGAUGUUUCGUUCUCCAAAUCCUGGAAGGGCUUUUGUUUUUGCUGUUUGUGUUCUUUUUUGGGGGGGUGAUUUUUUUGGGGGGUGAAAUUCAUUACUUGUUGCAAUAAUUAUCCAUGAUCGAUGCUCAAACCAGAGUGUUGGGAUUCAUCUGUGAAAAUCACUACAUGCAACAUAGGAGACGAGGAAAAUAUUAAUGACGGAAGAGCUGCGAACAUGAUGCAUGUGAAUACCUUCCCUUUCAGAAGGCAUUCCUGGAUAUGGUAAGUCUGGAUACUUUUUUUCCCCCUUGUGGAUUGAAGGUAUGGUGUUAAUUUGCCCUGAAUUUUAUUUUCGUUUCUCUUGACACUUCACAAGAAAGUUCACUGUCGUUACUGUAGCUUAGAAGCAAUGCUGUUGGUUUCCAUUACUUGGUUUGGAUGUUUGUAAGUCUCUGCAGUGUCUUGUGCUUGGGUGUAUGUUUAAAGGGUUGUAUAAACUGUCUGGCCAGGCUGUUGCUUCUGUGUAUCUUUGACGGGGGUGGGGGGUGGAAGGGUGAUGACCAGGAUUCUAAUGGAAAUCAGAUUUAAAGUUAGAAAGGGAAAAUGCAUUCCCUUCUUGAGAAACAUUACGAAAAGCUUGAAUAAACUAUGCAGUGGUCAUUUCAAACGUGAUGGGGGAGGGGAAUUUCAAUAAAGGUACAAGGUACACGAAAGAGCCAUGAGAAGACCUGCGAUUUGAACCAGAUAAGUUGAAUAGCCAGUGACGUUCCCACACAGAGCUACCACCUUCUCUUGGUGCCCUCUACCCUUGAUAUACAUAAAAUACCAAUCGCAUAAGAAUUGCCUCAAACACAAAUUCAGAUACACUCUGUAUUUGUAAUAAGUGGUAUAUUAGGGUACAGAAAUACUGUGUGUAUAUCUAAACAUAAAAUAAUGCUUUCUUUCUAAGUGUAUAAAAAUGGAGGUGUUGAUCAGUUGUGUUCCGGCUAAUCAAUAAUAUAUGGAUGCUGCAGUUUGCAUUUAGAGUGUCCCGAAAGGGCUAUUGUAAUAAAGACGUGUCUGAUCUAGAGAGUAGCAGAGGAACCUUUAAAAGAUACAUCCCUGUCAUACUUCUUUGGGUCACUGGGAUGUACCCUUAAAAGGGGUGCUGGAACUUGAGGCCUUUUCUGCCAAUGAGUGGUUUGGUUUGCCCACAGUCCCUCUGAAAUAUGCUGUCUCACCCAAAACAACAGGGCUAACUGGCGUGGUCAAGAAUGCCCCCAAACUGUGUGUAACCUUUCUGGCUUGGCUGGUUGUCUCGGGUACAAUCCUAAGGACAGGAAGCUGCUACCACAGUGAGUUAGCACAAGGAUCUGAAAGUUUGUCUGGCUCUGGUCUUAUUGGGUGAAGACCUUUGAUCUUAUUUUGUUCUUUCUGAUAUAAUCGCAACAAAGUCAUCAGGAUCAGGUGUAUAUCAUCUCAGUGAGCACAUAUUACAAGAAUUAUGACAGCUCGCGUUUCAUUAAGGAAGUAAGUGCUUGGUCACCGAACCAAAAGCCAAUUGCCUGACUUAGAACUAUCUAUUUUUACUAGGGUCUCGGGGGUUGAUAGAAAGGAAUGGCAUUUUUUUUUUAAUUUCUAAAAUGUUAACAGUCUCUAACGUAAUACUGAAUUCUCUGGCCCAAGCAAGGGUCACCUGAUGCAAAUCCAGAUAGUAAAAGAUUUUGCACUGUCAGCCAGUAAGUCAAUAUUCAACUCUGUCCUGAAGAAAAAAUGCAGUUGUCCACAUAUGACCCUUUAGAGGGCUGUGGCACAUGUGCCAAUAAGGCUUUGUUCAUUAAAAAUGAAGGCGGCAGGCGCGGCAAGAUUUGCUCAGUGGUAGGUGGUAUUGCAACUUGACUGUUCUUGUGAAACGAGGGAUUUUUAAAUUGCAGAAUGAAAAGCAAGGUAGUCCCAUCUGAACUCUGAGUUAACCUUCUCCGAAGUGUUUGUGAAUUCAAACACUAGAGGGCACAAAAGGAUAUGUUUAAGUCAAGGACUUCUCUUCAACAGAACGUUACAAUUAGGAAAACCUGCCUCAAGUAAAGCCUUGUGCCCCCAUGGGCAUGAUUUUUCUGAAAUGCUGACCUGCAGCUCUCUAGUCCUCACAGAGCACAAGAAACGGCAGCGGCUGACUUCUGGGUCUCUUUAAUAACAACCUCCUGGCUGGCUUUCUUUCCUUCACUUUUAUCGCUCUCAGCCUUUUAUAAAAUAUGGUCCACAUAACUACUCAUGGUGGGAUUUUUUUCAUUUUCCUAUCGUAUAAGAAAUCACUGUCUUGUUAUUCUCAGUACUGACUAAUUAUCAUGGAGUGAACUCCCUGUAACACACAGCAAGUUAUGUCAAAUGAUCUUACAUUUGCAAAAUUUUUUAAAGUAUGAAUCAUGCAUACAAAUGUAGUUUGCUACAUUAAUUUUUAAGCUAACUCAAGGUAUUCUUCUUAGGAAAAUAAAUAAAAAUCAUUACAUACCUCAGGCUCUAAAAUUAAGCCUAUUUUUUUAUUAUUAUUUCUGCUUUAAAGGGUUUGAAUUUUAGAGAUCUUUUGAGACUUUAAAAAUAUAAGUGUUCAAAGAUAACCAUCCAAAAUUAGUUGUACUAUGGAUGUCAUGGAACAUAAAUAUACCAUAUGAACUAAUGUUUAGAUAAAUUUUGGUAUUGUAUCAAGGCAUCAACUACUAAUUUUAUUUUCACAUGUUAGAUAAUAUGAGGAAAUGCUUCUUGUAAAAUAAGAAGUAGAAUAGAAUCUAAAAUUAAUCACAGACAUUAAAAAUCUCAAUUAAAUAUUAAAAUUAGAUGCAUAAACGCAUCUGUUUACAUACAAAAAUGAAAAUGAGCCAGAUUUCCAAUUUAGUUCUAGUAGGGAUGAUUUUCAUUUCUCUUGUUCAUCUCAUUUUUCUGUAAUUUCUAAACAUGCUUUCAUGAAUAUUCAUCAUUCACAUUGGGCUAAUGUGUGUUGUUCAAACAGGAGCCUGUUUUAGCAUCGCAAUGUCCGUGGUUUUGGACAUGAUGCUUAGGUCAGUGCUAGAGACAAGGAUCAGGGUAUGAGACUGCAUUCUGCUUCAGAGACUAUUGGAGUGGAAUCUUGUAGCCAAGCAGAUACAUCAUGAGAAUCAACCUGCUAAUCCCAGAGGGGGAUGAUUUGUCUCAGGUUCUACAUUGUGGAAGAGUGACCAUACACUGAGAAAGGAGAGUGGCCAGAGAUUGGAGAGAGGAGACUGGGAAAGCAAGGCCAGCGAGAAGAGCAUAUAAAAUUAAUAUCUAGUAUACGUUGUCCCUGUGCUCUGUGGAGAGUACUAGAACGUGUCAAAGAGAGAUAGUGCUUGCUUAGUUGUGUUCUUGACCUUCCUCUUCCUCUUCUUCCUCCUCCUCCUCUUCCUCCUCCUCCUCCCUCUUCCUCUCCCCCUCCUCCUUCCCCUCCUCCUUUCCUCCCCUCCUCUUUUCUUCCUCCCUCCCUCCUUCUCUCCCUCCCUCCUUUCCUCCUUCCCUCCCUCCUUCUCUCCCUCCCUCCCUUUCCCCAUCUUCCUUUCUCUCUCAUGCACAAUCCCUCUCCCUAAUUCUCUCCCUCCUCUCUCCCAUUAUACAUCUCUUUCCCUUUAACACACACCCCAUUCUUGUCUUUCCCUACAUAUGGACAUAUGUGCAUAGAAGCUAAGGACAGGCAACAGGAGAGCCAAGAUCUAUGCUAAGUUGGACUUCUAGACCCAAAAUUCUUAAGAAUGUCCUGGCACACAGACAACAAGAAGUCUCAGAAAUAACAUCGCACAAAGCAAAAUUUUAGGACACUUCAGUUCACUGUUUUUAUAAUUUUUUUAAGUAGAAUGAAUUAUCUUCUCAGUAUAUAGAAACUUUUCACUUUUAAAACUCAUUUUUAGAGCUGUAAUAUUUUAAAGCUUUUGAAUAUUUUAAAGAUUGAGAAAACUGGACAACUUGAUGGACUAGUCAAAAGCUGGAACAGAAACUAACUAGCUUUAGGCGUUUGAAUGAGAUGUUCCCCAUAAAUCCCUGGCAUUUGAAUACUUGGUCCCCAGUUGCAGGCACUGUUGGGAACAUGUAGGAGUUGUGGCCUUUCUGGAGAAAGUAUAUCACUGGGAGUGGACUUUGACUUUUAAAAAAAUCUGCAUGUCAUUCCCAGGUAGGUCUCUGUUUCUUCCUGGUGGUUCCAGAUGUGAGCCCUAAGCUCUCAGCACCCCGCCCACACUGUACCUACCAUGUUACAGAAUGUAUCAUUCUCUGUAAGCCCCAAAUAAACCCUUUCUUCAAGUUGUCUUGGUCCUGGUGUGUUGUCAAAACAAUAGAGAUGUCACUAAUACGCUCACUAACUCCAACAAACAACUGGCGUGGGACCUAAAAAUACAGAGCUACAGGCUAAUAAGCCUUAGGUCUGUGGCAGCUAGGUGCUUGUUUAGACAUUCCAAAUGAUGUACCGAAUUGUCAGAAAGAUCUUAGGUCAGGUACGGAGAAUGGCACUAGAUGGUUACUAGGAAGGCUGAAGGUAGCCCAAGAUGAUCUGACCCUGGACUUGUCCAUUCCAAACCCCCUACAGUCGGUCAUUGAUGUUUUAAUCCACUCAUCAACCUUGCCGAAGGUUUAGUGAAGAACAUAGCCUCUUUCCAGCAACUUUUGCUCACGUAUCUCUAAGUUCUUAAAUCCUAUACAUUUUUUUUACUCCCUUUUAAAAAUUUAAAUGAAUUGACAUAAAUAAAAUGACAGAUUUAAAUAGUCAUUUGGACUUGUUUUUUAAAACAAACAGAUAAACAAUAUGAUAAGUGUGUGUCGAUACCCUCAAGUGAUAAAUGCAUGAUCACAUCUAUGAAUCAGUCUCAGCCAAGUUCAAGUACAAAGAGAGUUGUGAGAACCAUAAGGAUUUGCUACUGAGCACUGUGUAGGUGGAAAAAUGGGUGAGCCAGCUUAUCUAAGCUAAUUGCCAAAGGAAACGGAGGAGCUUGAGUCUUUUCUGGAACAAAACAGAAUUAAAUAUUUAUUACAUUAAGGAAGGCAGAGUUUAGAGCAAAAUAAUGAAAUUUCCUGCGACUGUCUUUUUUUUUUCAUUCCACAUCUUAUCCACUUAUUCAUUUAUUUACAUUCCAGUCAUUGGCACACACACUCCUACUCCUCACAGAGUCCAAGACUGUCUUCUAAGAACGCUGAAAGAAUUCAUUUCACAUGUGUAUUUAGCUUUGUUUUACAUGGCAGUCCCAGGCUCUCAAGGCCACAGGAAGUUCAGAGUCCAGCAGAAAACUGAGCAUAGAAUGUUUUCUUUCUGUACACACUCUUUCAGGUAACAGAAGACUGCAAUAUACCUUACAUUACACUAGAUAAGAAAGAGUCCUUGCUCAUCACCAGAAGCCUUGGGUGUGGUCAAUGCUUUCUCACUUCUGCCUCUCACCUGCUCACAGUAGCAUUGCCCUGUCUGUCCUUAAUUCAGUGCAAUAGCUAUGCAUUCUCAGGCAAGGGGUCUAAGCUUUUCACACCUGCAAUGGGUUUACUCACAAACCCAGAGGCACCCUGGAAAGAAAGGUAAACAAUCCUAGAUCACAUCUACAGUUAGAACAAAAAGCUUAGCUGAAUAAAAUAUAUGUAAUAAUAUAGCCAUCUAAAACCUAUGUUGGAAAAGACAUCACGCAGUGCUAUGUGCUAUAUUGGAGAAUGGUGGUGGGGUGUGAGUCUGACCUCAUGCUGUAUUCUCUCAUGUGUAGCAUCCCUCUUGAAUCCUUGUCGAUCAGCAAUUCUCAAGCUGUGAGUCGAGACCCCUUUGGGGGUCAGAUAUCAGAUAGCUUGCAUAUCAAAUAUUUAUAGUAAGCUUCAUAACAGUAACAAAAUUAUGGUUAUGAAGUAGCAAUGAAAUAAUUUUGUGGUCGGGCAUAACCACAGCAUGAGCAACUAACUGUAUUGAAGGGUCGCAGCAUUAGCAAGGUUGAGAAAUUCUGCUUCUUUCUUUCAUUAAUCUGAAACCUUUGGGGGGCACCUCACUUCCCUCCCCUUUUGGUUGAUAUUACUUUAUUGUGCUAAAGUUUCUUUCAAUUCAAAGUUGACAUAUAGUUGUCAUCACCAUUGUCUCUUCCUCCUAGAGGGCAAUCAAGGAAAAUACUCAGUGUCAAACUUGAGUCUCCACAAACAUGGACACACACAUACAUGUGCAUCCACACAUAUAUAUAUAUGCACCCACGUAUAAUAAUACAUAUACACACAUACCACACAUGGACAAAUGCAAAAAUUAUUAUUAAACUUGGUGAAACUAUUUUUCUACAUUUCCUAAAAUGGCCUAUGACUUCCUAUUAUACUUAUUAAUUGGAGAACAACUGCAUUGAGUGAGUUUCUGAAUAGUGAAAUAGAUCUGCCUUCCUAGAAUAAGUUCAGUUGAUUCAUGACACUUCAAGUAUGCUCUCUUCACACAUACCUAAACGAAUUGUGAUAAUCUUAGCAGUCUUGUGUCUAUUAAUCAAGUCUAAUGGUAGUUACUUCCUUUCCAUAGUUCUUCAGGGUACAGUGGCCUAGACUGGAAGUCAUGCUCUUAGAACAUGGAGUCCAUUGCUCCAGGCUCUUCUGGCUUUCAAAGCUUCUACUGAGAAAUCUGCUAUUAUUCAGGAGGGUUCUUCCUUUACAUGUAACUUGUUACUUUUUCUCUUGUAGCUUUCAGAACCGUCUUUGUUCUGAAUGUUGGGUAUUUUACCUGUGAUGUGCCAUGGGACUUUCUUUUCUGGUCUUGUCUAUCUAGUGUUCUGUGAGGGGUUCGUCUCUGUAUGGAUGUAUCUCUGCUUACUUUGGGGACGUUGUCUUCUGUGAACUGACUGAAGGCCUGGCCUAUGCUGGAGACAUGAGGUGCUUCUCAUUCAUCUAUGCCUAGAAUUCAGAGACUGGACCUUCUUAUAGUCUCCCACAUCCCUUAAAAGUUCUUUUCUUGUGUGUGUGUGUGUGUGUGUGUGUGUGUGUGUGUGUGUGUGUGUGUGUGUGUGUUUUAAUGUUCUUUGAAUGUAUGGUCUAGCUUCUCACUUUAUCUUCCAAUCACGGUACUCUAUCUUCUACCUGAUCUGUUCUUCUUAUAAGGUUCCUCCUGCUGCUUAGGUUGGAGUUAUUGAGGUUUUAUUUCCAUCAUCGUUUCAGCUUGAGUUCUACUUCUUUAUUGAAUUCAGUUUUCAGAUCCUGGAUUUUCUUUGUCACUUCAUUCAGUUGUAUGUUUGUGUCUUCCUAGACAUCAUCACUCAGGCAUUUAUUGCUACUUUUUUAAAAAAAGUUCAUUGAACUGUUUGUUUGUGUCCUCUUUAAACUCCUUGAAUUCUUGGCUGACAUUUAUGAUUGUUCUUUGGAGUUCUGGAGUCCGUCUAGGCAAUUCUCACUGAAGAACAUUCAUACAGGACUAGCAGAUUUGGGAGAGAUAAGUUGUCUUGGCCUUUCAUAUUGUCUGUGGUUUUUACAAUAAAACAUGGGUUUGUGAUCCAAUUGCUGUCCUUGGGAGUGGCUGUUGUAAGAUUUCAAACUGUCUCAGACUAUGCCAGAGAACUGGCUAUACUUCAAGACCUGAAAGUUGGGGGUACCACUGUCAGGAGAGGCUCCAGGCACUUACUUACAAGGGAGGAUCUUUGAACAUCUGAUCAGUCUGGGCUAGGCCCAGAGCUUAGCUAUGGUGCUAGCCAACCCAGGGUGAAUCUCCUCUCCUCAUCAGUCUGAGCCUGUUCUCUUUAUAGCUUGCUGACUCUAAAUUUUUAAUAUGAAAAGACAGUAUUUAACUGUGGCGUUGUGUAUAAUUUUCAGUAUUCAAUUCUUUGUCUUGUGAAAUGGGUAAAAACUUUUAUGAGAGAAAAAAAGAGCAAAUGUCAGAAAUCAUAGGGACAAACAUAGAUACAGAUUUCCUAUUUUUAAAAGUUCUUUCAAGACAUUGUCAUUAAUAAAUAUAGUUAUGUGGAUCAUUUAUGCAAGUCUUUAAUUUUUUUAAAUUCAAUUGUGUGUGUGUGCGUGUGUGUGUAUGUGUGCGUGUGUGUGUGUGUGUGUGUGUGUGUGUGUAUCCAUGUGCAGAAGACAAUUUGGAGGAAUUAGUUGUCUCCACUCAUCCUCACCACAUAGGUCAUGGGGAUGUAAAUCAAGACUUCAGAUAGGCGGCAAGUGCUUUUAGCAGCUGAGCCUUGUCUCUGGCAAUUUGUGAAUAUUUAAUAGUAUCACGGGUUCUGUGUUGUCCAUAUCUGCAUCCUCUAAAGGACUGGAAGUUGGACUGGGUGAGGAAAGGAAAGGAAAUGCCCAGCCGCAGGGAUCGCUGUGAAACCCUGUCUUCACUAGGGGGCAUUGUGUUAACUUUCAGUUCUCUGUCUCUUUCUAUCUGUCUGUCUCUGUCUCUCCCUGUCUCUGUCUCUCUCUUUGGGUCUCUCUCUAUCUUUGUCUUUCUAUCUUCCUCCCUCCCUCUCUGCUGCCUCUCUGUCUCUGUUUCUCUCUGUCUCGGUGUCUCUCUGUGUCCCUGUCUCUCUGCAGGAGAAUUUCUUUUUAGACCUGGCAAAUCCCUUUAGACCUCUUUCUCUCCUUUCCUUUGUCCCUACCAUGGCUGCUGGUCCACACUAGGAAACCGACUGCUCUCUCCUUUACAAUUCUGCUUCUGUAGACCUCACCAUGCUCCUUCUAAUUUAAUUUUAGAUCACACCACUAUAAGUGCUAAGUGAUGUGAGGUCCUGUCUGGUUUCUGAGCACUUCUUUCAGCACCUUUAACAUCUCGGCAACUUGUGAAAUUUCUCUGAGACAUGACUAAUUUAAAAGAGACCCAAAGGUCUUUGUUCAUGACCUUUUGUUGAAAUCUGUCUAAAACUCUAAAAUUCAUAGUGAGGAAAAAAAAAAGUAGCUUUGAUGCUCAACUUUUUAUUAACAUAUAUCCAAUUUUAUCUGUACAUUACAGUAACGUGUAGUAGUUGUCAGUGACAUGACAACUCUACAGGAAAGAUCAUGUACAAAUUUCUAUAGUUCUAUUGCCCAGAAAAAAAAAAGUCGAUAUUUUGGCGUAUAUUUUAAUUAGUAAAUGAUUUUUGAGAUUCUACUCCUAGUCUCCUUUUGAUAAUACACCUCUUAACAAAGCAUUCCCUGUAAUGUUUCAAAAUACUCUUUACAAUCCAGUGGCAUCAUACUGAACUGUUCUACUGAAUGCUGUAAGCCUACAUCCUUGAGUGUUCCCAACGAGUCAGCUCUCUGCAGUUGGGAUACUCCAUAGCCCUCAGAGCAUCCCUCCUUGGCAGCUUCUUCCAGAAAUUGCUAGAGUCUCUGCUCAUUCACUGGAUCCCUUGGCAAUGAGACAGAUUCCAACAGGCUGAGCGUGUUCAGGGGUCAUACCUGCCAGCUGUUCACAUUGGUGAAGACUAACCUGAAAUCCCCUGAGUCUUUUAAUGCCUUCUGACUGUGACCUGCAUUUGUUAGUGCUGAGAAGUGACACUGGGCUAGCUGGCACAAUAAGAGCACAAGACAGGACUGCUAAAACCAGUAGCGGCAAAAUGUGGGCUUUCUAUUUAUUAAUCAUUUGUUCACAAUUAGCCCAACAUUUAUAACAAGCUUACAUACAAUAUAAUAAGGGAAAAGGAAAAAUUACAUGAAGAGAAAACACAAUAAUUCUCAUUUAUUAAAACAUCCUUUAUUGUUUGAAUUUUAGGGAAUAUUUUGUGCAGUAUCAAAAACUGGAAAAUCUCCAUAUAUCCAUUAUCCAGUGCUUGACUGAUAAUCAAUAUUUACCAAGAAUAUCAGUAUUUACUAAGAAUGUCCCUGUAUCAAACAAUUCAGAAAGCAUGUUACAUAAGAAUAAACUGGGUUAAAAUCACAGGGUAGCAGCUUUUUAUCACUUACCUGCAUAGUGAUAUUUAAAAUUCAUAAUCUUUGAGUGUGCUUUUAACAGUUAGUUACAACUGAUUUAUUUUUCUAAGUAAAAUUUGGGAACUCAUAAUUUUUGCAUUUUGCAAUACAAAAGGAGAAAAAAAGACGCAUUAUUUUUGCCUGUAUAAAGUACAGCCUUUAGAAUAGGUUCCAUAAGAAAAAGCAUGGGAAAUUAUAAAUUAUGCUCAACAUGAGAUAAAAUUCAUAAGUAUUAUUAAUUUAAUAGUAACUUAGUAAGUUUUAGUUACUUUUAAUUUGCUGUGAUAAGACACUAUAGCCAAGGCAGAGUCUAGUUGCAGAGAGCAUGGCGGCAGGCAGCCAUGACUUCGAAGCUCCUAUCUUGAGAUAACCACCACAAAGAGGCAGAGAGGGCACUAACUGGAAAUGGCUGGUCUUUUGAAAUGUCAAAGCUCAUCUUCAGUGACCCUUCCAACAAGGCCACACCUGCUCCAAUAAGGCCAUAUCCCUUAACCCAUCACAAACAGUUCUACCAGGGAACUAAAUAUUCAAACAUUAGCCUGUAGGACCAUUCUCAUCCAAACCACCAUAUAUAUUAUUAUAACAUUGAAAUUCUUGUUAUUCAGGUCCAAUCUAAUGGUGACCUGCUAGAGAUAAUCUCCCAAGGGUAACUGGUGGAGUUUAAGAGAUAGAGUUGUUGAUACUCUCAGGAAAUUUCCUUAGCUGUUCUACGUUUCUGAAAUUCCAAUAGCGCUAUUUUGCAAAAUGAAUCUCUUUUUUGAACCAUAUUAUAAAUAUUUAGUCUCAACAAGUUUGCUGUUCCCCAUCAACUUUGGACUACAGACGCCUGACACUCAGUGUAUUGUAGCUUUUCUUGGGCCUCCUAGUCAUACUUACAGUAUGCUUUUUUUUUUUUUCUUUACUGGUGAAAUCAAGAUGUAGGUGGGUGGUGGUUGUGGCGCGGCGGUGUAAUGCUAGGUACCGACUGUACAGUGAAGCGUUUUCUAUCACAUGUUUCAGUGACAUUUUCCUGAGAGGAUAUUCUGAGUUCAAAGUGUCUGUGAAGGGCACCAGGUCUCUCUGUCCCUUCAGCCACUUAACACUGAACUAAAUUCUAUCUGACUGUGAAGUAAGAACUUGAGAAUGUGGUUUUAAGAGAUGUCUGACAGACAGCAAACAGUUGUCCUACCCAGGAGUUUGUUUUUAGUGUUGAUGAGCUGAGAAACAACUCUCUGGAAUACGCAAGCAGUCACUUAGCAGAGGGAGUCUCUAAUAUAUUAAUAGAAACAGCCUAUCCUCUAACGCUUAGCAGAGACCUGGGAUCUCUAUCAAGGCCUUGUUGCUCGCCAUCAUCAGACGCGGCAAAGGCAUUUAAUGUCUCUGAACAAAUGAAAUGGGAAUAGCAUGGAAUCAGAGCUCAGGGCCUUCCCUACUGCCUCAUUAAUGGCGAUUAUAUCAAGGUCUAGCUGUGAAUCUCUUGGGUGGUUUUCUUUUCGAGAGAGAGCUAGACCUCAACGUUUUGCGUGUCCUGUGAUGAAUUAAGAACAAAUUAGCAAAAACAAAUGAUUAGGUGUGACUCUAAAGCAGAUGUCGGUGUUUCUUUUUUUAGCCAUUGGUGAGCUGCCAUCAUUGGCUACACCAAUUAAAAAGCAUUUCUAUUUCUUUCCCACGUGGAAAACGCCGGACCCUGAGCAGCGCACACAGGCUGAUGCGCAUGCGCUUCAGCCUUUCCUCCGGGCGGGCAUCCCAAGUUCACAGUCUCUAUGGCUCUUCAUGCUUGGGCCCACUCAGGCUCUGCCUUCAGCUAGUGCCACUCCAAACUCAGUCUUCUUCCAGGAGUUAUCAAUUGAAAGAUCAUUUGCCAUCAAGAGCAAAGCCACGAUCUAGAGAUGAACGGAACUAACCUGUACUCACGUGUCUGUCAUCAUAGACUGACUUUAUGAUAGCAGAAACUUAACGUGUCUGAGUCUCAGUGCUGACAAUAGUGGCUAGAGGCAUUGUCUGGCUGUGUAAGAUUAGGUAACUGUUAGCCAUGGUGUCUGUCUGGUUCCUCCCCAGUGAAAAUCUAAAACUUCCGCCAUGAUUCUGCCAUGAUUUGCCUCUCCUUCAGAGGAGCCUUCUCGCAUUCUUUACUUUCUCGGCACAUAGACUGUAGGUUUUUGUAGGGAACAGGACCGUAGGUUUAACCUUGCAUCUGCUACUCCUUAGCUUUAUGCUUUCAGGAAUAAGUUAUUCAAACUUUGUAAACCUCAAUUUCCUCGGUGAUCAAACAGAAUAAAAGAAAUUGGAAGCCUGGAAAUUGAUUAUUAGGGCUUAUAUAACAUAUCUCAUGUUCUUAUUACAAAAUGAGCAGAAAAUCAUUAUUGAAAUCAUGCUGGCAGGAUGAGGAACUAGAGGAAAGUCAUCUGACAGUCAGCUGGUUUUUGUUUUUGUUUUUUUUUCCAUUCAAUCAAUGCUCAAGAUGUAUCCUGGUGCAGGGGGGUCUGAAGGAGAUGGCCAACAGCUAGGGCCUGAGAACAGGAAAGUUUAUGGCUAUUGGCGUAUAAAAAAAAAAAUGUUGUGGAAAAAUUUAUGCCCCCACAAUUGGACACAUGAGAUUGUUGUUAUUUAGAAAUCUCUGGUAUUUGAGCUCUUUUUGUCUUAGUCCUGAGGGAGCAAUUUUGCUUUGCAGUCUGGCAAUUCCAAAAUUGUUUUGCUGGUUUGUUAGUAUGGGUCUGAAAAGUGGGAAGACAUCGUUUCUGACCUUAACUGGUGGGCAGGCAACAAGUGGGAAACACAGUCGGAUCCACGGUUGUAAAUUUUUUACCAACUGAACAACCUGUGCUCAUAGCCCAUAUGUUUUUAGACAGGGAGAGACAGAGAGAGAGAGAGAGAGAGAGAGACAGAGAGACAGAGAGACAGAGAGACAGAGAGACAGAGAGUUGUUUUUACAUUUGAAGCAUAAGGCAAAACAACUAGAAACCAUUCCAUCAGCUAGUUCUGGUAGUGUCCUAUACAACUCCUGAGUCGUUCUUUGUUGUUUUUAUUCAGUCUUUGUAAAUAAGACAGGGAUAAUUUCAGUUUUGUAAAUAAAACAUUAACCCUUUAAGACUUAAUCCCGUAAUCCUAUUCUUACUUAAGGUAAAAAAAAGAUAACAAAUAGAGAAACAAAGUUAUCCCUGGCAAGGAAACCUUGAUGCAAAGGACAAAAACCAAAAAACAAAGAACAAAAAACAAAGAAGAAAAAACAAAAAACAGAUCAAAUAGAAUUUUGUAACCAAUUUUAAAGGAUGAUUUUUAAAAAAUGAAAAUGCUUUUAACAGGAUAAAAGUAACUUCUACACUCUCCUAAAAGCUUACAUUGUUAAUGGUGGAGUCCAGAGCACAUGUGCCUGUGUACAUGCGCACAUGCAUGUGUGUGCCUUUGUGCCUGAGUGCAUGCAUGUGUGUAUGUCUAGGAUGCUUUUAUGUAAAACACAUUUUUAGUCCUCUUAAAAACCCUGCAAAUGGUCUGAAGUCAGAGCAGAUGGGGGAGGCACUGAAACCCAGCCAGACCAUGUGGCCCUCUGUGCAUCACUGUAGCUCUGAGGACCAUUUGCUUGGACUGUCCCCUCCCUUCAACAGCUUCCUGAUGGUGUUUCCUUUAAAAAAUAUAAUUCUUAACGGCACAUUCUUGUAACAAUAAUUUGGAUGUAAUAGUGAUGGUGGUCUUUUUUACUUCAUUAUUUUAUUUUAUUCAGGAAAGGGAAGGUAAUAAAAAUCACACACACACACACACACACACACACACACACACACACACACACACACACAUUUUUAAUGGCUGAGCUAUUUUCCUAGCCCUUCUUCCAACUCAGUUUAAGUCUUUAGGAGUUCCAUUACCUUAUCAGCAAAGGCUUAACCUGAUUAUCAUUCAAAUUGCCAAAUCAUUUCUAUAUAUACUUCAGGAUAGAUAGAAAACUUGAGUAAAGGUUUUGCUCCACAAUCCACAGUGGAAACGGUCCAUUAUUCUUAUAUUUAAGUAUGACUAUUGCUUAUUAUUUUAUGCAGUGCCCUGUUGACUUCAACAUUUCCAUGGCAAUUUAUUUCUUUAAAUCCCGGCACAUAUAAGAGAGUAGGAUACAUUUACGGAUGAUCAAAAUACAAACCACACUCCUCUGAUGCUCUCAACUGCAUUCCAGCACAUAAAGUAAUUGGUCACCAUUUCAGAACAUGCAAUUACUGACCUGUAAUCAAAUGGAACUCACGUAAGGUUUAGAAUGAUCAUAGUUUAUUUCCACAGAUGAAAGUGAAGUGCUUGCUGCAGAAUAAUGCUAGGAUUUUCUUUGAACUGCAGCACUUCCAUUCACAGAAAUAAAUGAUCACUGCUGAUCAUAAACAAUUCCUGUAACAAAGCUGCUUGUAAGCCACAGGAACUUGUCUUGCAUGAACAUUUGUUUUUAAAAAGUCCCUGAGAGUGGUUAAACUUCUUUUUCUUGUAUGUUUCUGUGACUGACCACUCUGAAAAUGUAAUCUUUUAAUAAUUUUAUUUUUUUAAUUAAAAUCCAAUCCAAUCACUGUCUCCCCUUUUCUUCCUUCGACUCCUCCCAGGACCCCUCCCUCUAACCACUCCCUCACCUCUCAUCCUUCGCAAGCCAAUGGCCUCUCCUUUUUUUUCUUUUUUUUUUUUUUUGAUUCCUGUUGUUAUGUAUAACACUGAAUCUUUCUUUUUCAUUAUUACUAUUAUUUCUAGCUGUGGGUAUGUGAAAAUAACUGAUUAAGAGCCCCAUCCCAGGCUGGCUUGUUCCCACUCUGGAAGCAGUCCUUAUAUGCCUGUAGUUCUUUGACUAGGGAGUGAGACCCCAGGAGAUUUCCCUCCCCCUUCCACAUUAGCAUAUCUAUUGUCAGUGUUAGGAUCUUGAAACUCCAAUAAUAUAAUGCUGCCCUCAUCAGAGGUAGCUGACAGUUGCACAGCUAAUGUUUGCUUCUAUAACUUCUAGCUUUGUGCUGGGCGUGGUGGCACAUGCCUUUAAUCCCAGCACUCGGGAGGCAGAGACAGGCGGAUUUCUGAGUUCGAGGCCAGCCUGGUCUACAAAGUGAGUUCCAGGACAGGCAGGGCUAUACGGAGAAACCCUGUCUUGAAAAACCAAAACAACAACAACAAAAAAAACUUCUAGCUUUGAGUCUUUGACCAACAACUGUUUCAAAAUACAGCAUUAUCCUGAAGCCCCUUUAAUUGACUGUUCUGGUUUCCUGAGGCAGCGGAUUUCACCAUACCGCAGCCCCGCUAUUGUAACUCUCUUUCUCUGGUCUACUUCCCACCCUCUACACCUCCCCGAGUCCUGUUCACUCACGACCUGGUAUGGAAGUAAAUGAAUGCAUGUGUGCUUACAUUUAAAUUCCGCCAUAUUUAUACCCAGGAGUCUCAGUUUAACUUAGAGUGGCUGUCUCCCUAUAAAGGAAAUUCUGAGUUUCUAGGUCAGACACCAAAACCCAAAUCUGUCAUUUGCAGCAUCUGGAAUCUUGGAACAAAACUUGUAGAACUGUUCCAAAGACAGAAGAAGAAGAAGAAUUAGGAGAAGAAGAAAGCUUUAUUUAGAGCGCUGCAGAGUAUAAGGUUUAAGUUGCUGCAGGAGGUGGCUGUUGAGGAGGAUUGGGAGCCGUGUGGAUAACAAUUGGCUCUUCCAUUUACUGGGAUAAAUUUACUUUUUAGGGUUCUGAUUUGCUUAGUUUUUGUUUGAGAAUUGCAUCCAUGAGUACUGUAUAUAACAACAGAAAUUUAAGAAGAAACAGUUUGGCUUUGUAAAAAUUAACUCAAGUAUUUUCAAUGUUUGACUCUCUUUCUACCCAUACAAAGUGAAAGUUAUAAGUUGCUGGCACAAAUAUAAAUACAGCAAAGGUACAUUCUAGAAAACACCCUGUUUGUUGGGCUUUGAUUUUUCCAGUUGCCUAAUUCUCAUAUCUGUGGAGUAAUGGCCAUUUCUAAAAAACAGUACUGAAAUUUGCAUUUUAUUUUAUUUUUUAAAAGACUUAUUUAUUUAUUAUAUAUAAGUAUACUGUAGCUGUUUUCAGACACACCAGAAGAGGGCAUCAGAUCUCAUGACGGAUGUUGUGAGCCACCAUGUGGUUGCUGGGAUUUGAACUCAGGACCUUCGGAAGAGCAGUCAGUGCUCUUAACUGCUGAGCCACCUCUACAGCUGAAAUUUGCAUUUUAAAAUAUAAAUUUAGCAGUGGGCAUGGUGGGGCAUACCUUUAAUCCCAGCACUCUAUGAAUUCAAGUAUAGCCUGGUUUAUAUAACAAGUUCCAGGCCACCCAAGGCUGCAUGUCUCUAAAAGUCAACAAAAUAUAACUAACAAACUAUAUAUGUGUGCAUAUGUAUUACAUACUGUGUAUGAGAUGUGAUAUAUGAUUACUUGCAAAAAACUUUUUGAGACUGAAUGAUAAGGCUUAUGUUAUUUUCAAUAAAACUAUGUAAACUACAGGGGAGAAAAAUUGACCCAAUGGCUCUGUGGAUUAAAGUUCUUGUCAUGAAGCCUGAUGACCUGAGUCCAAUACCUAGGACCCAUGUGGGAGAGAGAGAGAGAGAGAGAGAGAGAGAGAGAGAGAGAGCCAUCUUCUUCCUACCAGCUGUCCUCUACCAUGUAUCCGCUGCCCAGACACCAUACACCAAUGAGAUUAAUGUAAUUUACAAAUGAAAAAAAUAAAACCAUGACAACACACAACAUCUGGGGGCUCAGAAGCUUUCUACAUGCGGCAGACAUCAGUGGUGCUGUUUUACCUGCAAAGCAUAUGAUUUCUGUAAGGAAUAGGUUUCAAUUCUCUUGUGAGAGAUGAAAAGACCAGCUCUACUGGGAUUUUCCUGUUUCUGUGUGUUCUUCUCCCUUCAUACCCAGCCUCCCCUUUCCAUGAGCCCUCAAGAUCCCUCUCUACCUGACAAGUCUACCAGUUUUCCUACAUGGCCUUGCUCUAGCACCAUACAAAGCCAUUCUGCUAAACAGGAGUUGUCUAUCUCUGUGGUGCUACGUCAGGAGUGGGGCAGCAUUGCCCAAGAGCUAUCCCUGAUAGAAACUAAUAGAUCAAUGGGAACCAAGAGGCAACUGUGGAGUUUCACACAACGUAAAGACCGAGGGCCUAGGGAUGGCUGUUUUCUUCCACUCCUAGGACCUGCCUUCCGCGUAUGUAAUAUAGAGCCUUACCCAAAAGCACAAAGGCCAUUUGUGAAACAAUCAUAUACAACAAGCUGACCCCCAGAAGUCUUCUUUUAGAUUGGAACUUUGAACAUCAGCGUUAUUAAUCUGCCAGACAGCCACCACUCACCUACUGAGUAUGUGAGUCAGAUAACGAAAGAACACAACUGGCAAAAACCUUCUGUAUUGCACAUCUCCAAAGCAUGUAGCUUUUUCAGAAACCCCUCCCCUCACUGUGCCCGAUGCUCAGCUUGUUUAACAUUUUAAUGCCCCCCCAAAUCACGAGAGCAUGGGGGGGGAGGGGCUGGAGAGAUGGCUCAGCAGUUAAGAGCACUGAACACUGACUGCUCUUCCAGAGGUUCUGAGUUCAAAUCCCAGCAAACACGUGGUGGCUUACAACCAUCUAGAAUGAGAUCUGAUGCCCUUUCUGGUGUGUCUGAAGAGAGUGACAUUGUACUCACAUACAUAAAAUAAAUAAAUCUUAAGCCUAGUGAGGCUGGGAUCGGAGCCAGGAAAAAAAAAAAAAAAAGAAUGUUAAGGGUCUUUAACCCUGGUAGGCAUGGAGAUGGUCCCUUAGGGCGAUUAGUCAAUUUUGUCCAGUUCAGAGGGGGUUAACAUCUUUUUUAGGGUUUCUCCAAGCUUCUCUAAUCUUAUCCUGGAUGUGUAGAGCCCUGCCUUGGUUUACAAUGGAGGUCACAAGCAGGCCAGUGCUUGGGCAGGGAGUGAUGGAAUUAGGCUGUGUUGUCAGCAUUAAAUACCACUGACUCCUGAGAAGUGAUGACGACACCAGGGUGCCUUGAGUCCUUGAGGACACCUUGAAAUAUAUGUCUCCCUGCCGCGCGCGCUGAACUCUGAGACCACACAACUGAGCUCUGUGGAUCUCUCAGCCUUUAUGUGACUUGAAAGAAGGACGUUUUAAGGGAUCUGUUCAAGAGCGAAGAACGGGACAAGACAUUGAUCUCUGCUGUCAAAGUCACUCCUUAUAACUCACUCUGCAAGGUGACACAGUGACAUCCCUUUGAGGGAAAGGUUGCCAGGAGUUCUGAAAGUGAUCUGCCUGUUUUCAUCUCACACUGACUGGCAGGGAGGAGAGGGGUUUUUUUUGUUUGUUUUGUUUUGUUUUUAACAAUUACUAAGUUUUUUUUUUACAAGGUUUUCUAAUAACGACAUUCAUACAUGUAUCUAAGAGAAUUUAGAAUAAGAAAAAAUUAUUUGGAUAGCCAGAGUUGAAAUUUAAUACUCCUGUCAAGUUUCCCAGUCCUGGGUCCAUGUGUAAUUUUCCCUUUCACUACAGGUCACUACUGUUUAACAUUCACACUAAGAGUAAGUUGACCCAUUGAACCACACCUCCCAGUCUGUGCAUCUGCAUGUCUGUGGGGGGUGGGGUGGGGGCUAUGCUUUUCAGGAGUGGCAUGUGGCCCUGCUGUUUAAGCUGGGCUAUAUUUAAAAGCAGUUUCAAGGGAGUUGUUUCUCACACUAACAAGAGACUGUCUAGGUGAAGCAAGCGCUGUCGCAAAGGGCAAGUGUCACGCAGCAGGAAGUGCUGGCCACCCUUUCCAGCCCUGCCUCAGCCAGCCUGCCACCUCUCUGUCAGCACAUACCACCACACUGAAGAAAUGCCCUCAUUCAGCCACAAGUGCCUCUUGCAGCCUGAAGGGCCUUCCCGCCCCAGGGUCCAGUAUCUGCUCUGACAUUCUGCUGUUCCUGUGGAUCUCUUAGCACUCUCUUUACAAAUGGCUUUUGUCUGGGAUCCCCUGGGAGUCGCAGUGCCAGGACCAUCUCCAAGAACUAGAACAAGAUUGCGUUUCUCAAAGUCCUACAGUUUCGAUGUGGACAAUGGCACAUCAGCGGGACGGAGUCCCUUGGAUCCCAUGACCAGCCCAGGGUCUGGGCUGAUUCUCCAAGCAAACUUUGUCCACAGUCAACGCCGGGAGUCCUUCCUGUACCGAUCUGACAGCGACUAUGACCUCUCUCCAAAGUCUAUGUCCAGGAACUCCUCGAUUGCCAGUGAUAUACAUGGAGAUGACUUGAUUGUGACCCCGUUUGCUCAGGUCUUGGCUAGCCUGCGAACCGUACGGAACAACUUUGCUGCGUUAACGAAUUUGCAAGACCGAGCACCCAGCAAAAGAUCACCCAUGUGCAACCAACCAUCCAUCAACAAAGCCACCAUCACAGAGGAGGCCUACCAGAAACUGGCCAGCGAGACCCUGGAGGAGCUGGACUGGUGUCUGGACCAGCUAGAGACCCUGCAGACCAGGCACUCCGUCAGUGAGAUGGCCUCCAACAAGUUCAAAAGGAUGCUGAACCGGGAGCUCACGCAUCUCUCUGAGAUGAGUCGGUCUGGCAACCAGGUGUCGGAGUACAUCUCAAACACAUUUCUCGAUAAGCAACAUGAAGUGGAAAUCCCCUCUCCAACUCAGAAGGAAAAGGAGAAGAAGAAAAGGCCGAUGUCGCAGAUCAGUGGGGUCAAGAAGUUGAUGCACAGCUCCAGCCUAACUAAUUCAUGUAUCCCCAGGUUUGGGGUUAAAACGGAGCAGGAAGAUGUCCUGGCCAAGGAACUAGAAGAUGUGAACAAGUGGGGCCUCCACGUUUUCCGAAUAGCAGAGCUGUCUGGUAACCGGCCUCUGACUGUUAUCAUGCACACCAUUUUUCAGGAACGAGAUUUGUUAAAAACGUUUAAAAUCCCAGUAGACACUUUGAUUACGUAUCUUAUGACUCUGGAAGACCAUUACCAUGCUGACGUGGCCUAUCACAACAACAUCCAUGCUGCAGACGUCGUCCAGUCCACUCACGUGCUGCUCUCUACACCCGCUUUGGAGGCUGUGUUCACAGACUUGGAGAUUCUCGCGGCCAUUUUUGCCAGUGCAAUACAUGAUGUGGACCAUCCUGGGGUGUCAAAUCAAUUUCUGAUCAAUACAAACUCGGAACUCGCUCUGAUGUACAACGACUCCUCGGUCCUAGAGAACCAUCACUUGGCGGUGGGCUUUAAGUUGCUCCAGGAAGAAAACUGUGACAUUUUCCAGAAUCUGACCAAAAAGCAAAGACAAUCUUUAAGGAAAAUGGUCAUUGACAUUGUCCUGGCGACAGACAUGUCGAAGCACAUGAACCUGCUGGCUGAUCUGAAAACCAUGGUUGAAACCAAGAAGGUGACAAGCUCCGGCGUCCUCCUCCUGGAUAACUACUCCGACAGGAUCCAGGUCCUUCAGAAUAUGGUGCACUGUGCAGACCUGAGCAACCCCACAAAGCCACUCCAGCUGUACCGCCAGUGGACGGACCGGAUAAUGGAGGAGUUCUUCCGCCAGGGGGACCGAGAGCGGGAGCGUGGCAUGGAGAUAAGUCCCAUGUGUGACAAGCACAACGCCUCUGUGGAAAAAUCACAGGUGGGCUUCAUAGACUAUAUCGUUCAUCCACUCUGGGAGACGUGGGCAGACCUCGUACAUCCCGAUGCCCAGGACAUCUUGGACACUUUGGAGGACAAUCGUGAGUGGUACCAGAGCACAAUCCCCCAGAGCCCCUCCCCUGCACCUGAUGACCAAGAGGAGGGCCGGCAGGGACAGACUGAAAAAUUCCAGUUUGAACUAACCUUGGAGGAAGACUGCGAGUCAGACACUGAAAAGGACAGUGGAAGUCAGGUGGAGGAAGACACUAGCUGCAGUGACUCUAAGACUCUGUGCACCCAAGACUCAGAGUCCACUGAAAUUCCCCUUGACGAGCAGGUUGAGGAGGAAGCUGUAGCGGAAGAGGAAAGCCAGCCUGAAACUUGCGUCCCAGAUGACUGCUGUCCUGAUACGUAACAGCAUAAAGGCUGUCCCACUCUUUCUGUUUUUUUGGUUUUUUGUUUUUUUUUUAAAGUAGAAAAAUAUUGUUUCCAAAGUGCAUGUCACAUGCCACAACCAUGGUCACACCUCACUGUCAUCUGCCAGGACGUUUGUUGAACAAAACUGACCUUGAACUACUCAGUCUGGCGCUCAGGAAUAUUGUAACCAGUUCUCUCACCCACCCCACCCCCCCAUGUCAUCGGAGAAGAGAGAUGUCUUCACGUACAGGACGUGGACGUGACGUCAGCUUGGCAGAGCUGACAAAGCGGAUAAAAUUGACUCCAACUGUUUUCAAGGGAGCCUGUGGCCCAUCCAGCUGCCCAGACGCUAAGAUCGGAUUGCAGGGUUCCUUUCUGGUUUGCUUGCAAACGUGUUAAGAAGAAAGAAGGCAUUUGAUGACGCGUGUGAACUCACAGAGGAAGCAAUGAGAGCGUCAUGAACAGGACACAGCUUGGAUCUGUCCCCUGGAGGAGGAUGAGCCACAGAAAUUGCAUACUUUUCUAAUUUCAAGUCUUCCUGAUAACAUGACUGAACAGUGUGGUUCAGUGAGCCACACUCACCUCUCUCUACAUUUUGUAUGAUAUGUAAAACAGAUUUUUUGUAGAGCUUACUUUUAUUAUUAAAUGUAUUGAGGUAUUAUAUUUAAAAAACAAAACAAAACUCUGUUCAGAACUUCAUCUACCACUGGUUUUUGUUUUUUUGUUUUGUUUUGUUUUUUUGGGUUUUUUUUUUUUUUUCUAAGAAGUAACUUGCAAGUUUUCAGUACAGAUCAGUACUACACUGGAGAAAUCUCAUUUACGAAUUUUACUCGCACCUUAGAGGUCAUAGCAAUGAACUGAUUUGUAGUGAUUCAUUCUUUUAUAUACCGAUGACUUCCAUACUCUAAAACAGAGAAACAAAUUUAUGUUGCGGGAAAACCCCUUUUGUAAGUGUCCAUUGGCUCCUCCUUUACUUCCACUCCUCCACCUGCCAGGGGAGUCUGCUCUCCCACAUUGCUCCCCUCACUGUGUGCAAAGUGAGUAUUUAUUCUGUAAUACGUUAAUGUGCAUUACGUCCAGUGUUGUCUUAAACCUCAUAGGAGCUCAGUCGUCAGCCUCUGUUGUCUGAAGUAAAUGGGAGAUAUAUAAAUACCCAGUAGCUAAAACAGUCAGGUCUUUUCCAGGCAUUUUCCUACCCACUGCCUUCUGGUAAUUUCCUCCCCCCCCCCCCCCCCCGCCCUGUCUCAGGAGACAUGCAUUCACAAAUGCUGUCCUUGUAGUCACCCGAACAUUUCACCAUCAUUUUAUUGUUGCUCACAGCCAGUUACAGGAAGAAAAACAUUUUCGCAUCCUGUUGCUUGGUUUAAUGCCUAUGCCAGCCUCUGCACUUGUUCACUUGAUGGGGGUCUUACCAAGUCUGUCACUACCAUUCUGACCGAGGAAAAAGAAACAGGUUGUCAGGGUAGGGCUGAAGUUCAAUUCUUCUACAUGGUUCUGUCUUCUCUAGCUUUUUCCUCUGAGGUUGCAGAGGAAAAGCAUGCUAAGUGUUAUAUAGGCAGGUCUUAAGACUGUCAGCUGUCUCUAUCGACAAAUACCAGGACAGCUGUUGUUUGAACUGCCCAGGGAAGCGAGACCUCCGUGAGGAGCAGCCCUGGGAAGUGGUUCUGAGUGUCGAAGCUGCUCUCUCCUAAUGGACAGUCUGGUAACAUGUGGACUUUGCUAUUGAUUCUUCUUGCUCCAUCAGCUUGUCCCAUAGGAAGGACUGCUGCAGACACACUAAAGGAGAGUGGAUGAUACCGCUGGCUCCAGGCGGAUCGUUAUGCGAUGGGAUCUAAACCAGUGGAUUGUGUGAGUCUGCCUCAGUAGAACAUUAAGAGAGGAAUCCAGAUUUCAGCUCCAGGAACUCUGUGAAUUUAUGGCUUAGUUCCCAGGGUUAACUUGCUGAUACCAGUCAGCCUCGUGCAGCAUGUGUCUAGCCUAGACCUUAGUUGUCUUCUUGGUGUAAGGUUUGGAGCCCAUGCUAAUUUUCCUUUAUGGCACCCAAAUGGGGACUAAAGGAGAGGGUGGUAUAUGACCAAAUGGAAAAGGAAACGUUUAAGAAAAGUCCUAAGUCUGGAAAAAAAAUAUGAAUAAAACUUCUCCAGGAAGUUGGAGGCUAGUGACUGAGAAAGUAAGUCAUCAGCCAGGGAGAUCACCCAGGCUGCGCACAAACCUUGUUUCAAGUUCUUGAAUCCAAACGAUGCUUAGAGCCUUUGGUACAGAAGUGUUUCUGAUCUGUGGCAUAGGGCGGGAUAAAAAUCAAAUAAGUGAUCAUUGGCGGGCUAGCCACCUUUCCUUGUGAAGAGUGCAUGGUGCACAGUCAGCCUUUGUGUGACCAGAGAUUUCACAAAACCUGGGGCACCUGUUUCUCUUUUCAUUUCACGGAUCCCUGAAGGAGGUCUAGAAGAAAAGGCGAUGAGUCUAGAGUUUAUCCCCCUUUCGAAAUCAUUCUCGCUUUCCUUCCUCCCUACGUGUGGCAUUUCCCCCACCCCCCCACCCCCUACAGGGUGCCUGUAGUCUUCAUAAUAGAGUAAGUAAGUAAGUAAGUAAAUAAGCAAUAUGUCAUAAACAGAUCCAUACUGCAGGUGUUUACAGCUACAGUAGUGGAGCAUUUGUUGUGUAGUGUGUUGGUUUUGAAUGGCAUUGUGCUGUCGAGGUAUCCACUGAUGGACAAUCAAGCUGUAGAGGACACACAAUAGCCAAGAGUUAGGGACUAGUACACCAGACCUACUCAGCCAUCUGCUUACCACCCCAACUCCUUGACCAUGCCCCGCCCCGGCUCACUCUUGUCAAAGUGUGCUUCACGCAUUAACAAGAACAUCUUUAUACAAGUGGCUUCACAUCCCCUAAAACGCCAUAAGAAAAAAAAAUGCAAUAUCUGGGUACUGUAUGGGGGGAAAGAAGUCUAAGAUUUGCAUAAAACCAGUACAUUUCAGCUUGCAAGUUACGGAACGUGAUAACGCUGUUUCCAUUACGUUUUCAUCCACAUCAGUAAGUCGCAGUAACACAGUGGAGAUAGAACAAACCACAGAUAAGGAGAGAAAAAAAAAACUUGAAUGAAACAGAUUUUACAGAAAGCUUUAUGAUAAUUUUUAAUGCAUUAUUUAUUUUUUUGUGCCAUGCAUUUUUUUCCUCACCAAAUGACCUUACCUGUAAUACAGUCUUGUUUGUCUGUUUACAACCGUGUAUUUAUUGCAAUGUACAUACUGUAAUGUUAAUUGUAAAUUAUCGGUUCUUAUUAAAACAUCAUCCCGCGCUGGGAUGGUGUUGACAUAUUUGGAAACUCUUGGUGAGAGAAUGAAUGGUGUGUAUACAUGCUCCUUGUACAUUUUUCUGUUUCUUCUGUAAUAUAGUCUCGUCAUCAUAGAGCUCGUUUAUGGAAAAAUUCAAGAAAAAUAUAAAAUACAUAAAGAUAUAUAAAUUUAAAUAACAUAGCUGCAGGUCUUUGGUCCCAGGGCUGUGCCUUAACUAUAACCAAUACUUUCUUCUGUUUUGCUGCAAUUCAAAGUUAGGUGGUAGUGAGGCUCGGGCUGGGCGUUUUGGAGCCGUGCUCCUCAUUGAUUGGAUUGCAAAACUAUAGAUCACGGCUGGAGAACCUUCUGACCCUUGUGAGACAAAACCUCUGACAUACAUGUUGCCACGGAGCACAAUGGCACUGGUGGUGCGUAUUUACCAGCUGAGUGCCGGGAGCUACUACACCUGGAUACACAGGAUUGGUUUUCUUCUUCCCAAACCACACACCAAGAAAACAUUCUUCUCUAGGGACUGGAGAAUGGCCUUCUGGCUUCUGGUCCUCACAGGAAGAUGAAUUUGAUUUGAAAUGGGAGCCAUAGUUCACUGAUCUCGUCAGUCCUGUGUUCACCGGCUUCCUGCCAUGCCAAGACAUUACACUAUUUUAAAUACUCUCCUCGUCUCCAAGACUAACCAAAUUUAGAAAUAUGUAUGAUACAUAGUCCAUAUGUGUCAUACAUAUGCAUACAGACACGUGCACAGAUAUGUACACGUCAGUCACCUGCGUAAACACAGUUAUAUGAUGAUGCCAAUUCAUGUAAAAUAAAGAAUCCAUGUCUCUCGAAAAUUGUUUUUGUGUGUCCACGUGGAAUUGUUAAGCAUAGCCUUGUACAGUGGCCAGUCCUGAAAGCCACAAGAGCUUCCUUGUGGAAAAGGUGGCCACCUCCCACCAUAGCCCAGCCCUUAGAAUAUGUGACGUAGAAAAAAGAAAUUCUUUUUUUUCUAGGGGAAAAAAAAAGAGCCUCUUAUUAUUUCAUUUUAUUUUUUGACACAAACUGUAGAUUUUAGCAGCCCUGGCCCAAAGGAAUUUGAUUACUUUUGUUUUAAACAGUACAAAUGGGACACUAUACUGAGAAAAUACAUCCUUUGCUGAUUUCAGUUUUUUUAUCCCUUUAUUUCUUUGGGUAUGUUUUCAGAGUGGUGAACUGUGUGCGAGCAUCACAGACGAUGGAUCUGUCAGUGGUUUCUUAGCCUCUCUUACAGCCCAUGGGGAUAGCACUGUACAUCAAUACCUUCAUAUCAAAUUUUUAUAUGCCAUGAAAAUAAAAGCAUGGGUUGAUUCUGCCUACUUAA